UCAUAUUUUGUUUAGAAAUAAAAAUAAUAAUAACUAAAAUGAAUUUAAUAAAGAAGAGAGAGAGACACUUUUCUGGCAUACAGUGCUUAAACGUGACAGUGAAUAAAUGAAACAGAAAGAAAAGAAAAAGGCACAUAGUUUAAAAAGACAUACUGGGUGAGGGUCCUUUUCAAGUAAGACAAAUAAGUCCAUAAAUAAGUAAAUAAGUUUCUGGGCGUUUCUCUCCGUCACACAUUUAAGUGAUUUUGUGAAUAGAUUAAGAUCAUUCUUCCAACCCUUGAUAAAGGGCUUGACCUUUAAAUAAAUAAAUCUAUGAAUAAAAUGCUUACCUAACAGAAUCAAAUUAUUUAUCAGAUCAUCUAAAUUCUUGUCCUUUAUAAGUAAUCCAGCUUUAACCGACAUCAUAUCUAGUGGUUGUGGUCAAACAUUUUUGGAUUCACACUGGAAGAAAAUAUGUGCUACAGUCUCAAUAUCUCACAAAAUCCACAUGUUGUUGCUCCAAUUAAAUAUUAUUUCUUUGGCUUUAGGUAGGACUGGAUAGGAUAAAUAAUGUUUCCUUAUUUUCUUCUCCUCUUCAUCACUGUAUUGUUGAAGGAAAAUGACCAAAAAGAGUCUUUGUGCAGAAUAAAGGACUUCAGCCACUUCAAUUUCAGAUCCCCAUUCAUGACAGAGAAAUCUGUGGCAUUCAGGCCGCCCUGUUCGACAGCCUUCACGAUGUCAGCUUUCCUAAUCUAAUGGCAUUUGUUUUUCAAAUGAAGUUGGAAUUAACAUUGUUUAUUAAUCGAGUCAUUGCAUCUGAAAUUAAAAAAAAAAGAAAAAAAAAAAGUAAAAAGUGAAGUGUUUCAGUCUUUCCGAACCCGUGACGACGUGAAUGCAGCGCAGGCAGCGUCUUACGUGCAGUGCGCGCGGGGGCGGAAGUGGAAACUCUUGUCUUCCUGUUCAUCCCUUCCCAUCUUCGCUCGUACACAGCUACAUCGACUGGAGCUGGAAGGUGCUCCUGAACCCACCACAGUCUGACUUGACAGUAAUGGAUCAAAGUGGGGCCAGUGAGGGGCCUGGGCCAGGCAGAAGACCCCCCAUUCUCUCCGCCAGUACACCCAUGGGUGCCAAGAGGCAAGUAGCACAGAGUGGUCAAAUGUCCAAAGUGAAGAUAACGCCCUUCCACAGCUCACCCAUAGUCAGCGGUGUUGGAGCUCUGUGCAGCAAACGACCAGGAUCAGCUGCUGGGAAGCUGCUGGCCUCUCCUGGCAGCCUGUUUCUGGACACACCUGGACGUCUGACUGCUCCACCUGUUAGAGAGAGACACAUGGCUGCUACUGCUGGAGGCUCAGAGGAACAAACUCCCACCUCAGGCUCUUUAAAGGCUGCAACUGGAGAAAAAACACAGCCUGCGAACAAGAAGGCAGCACCACUCAACGCAGAGCUUUGUCACAGCCAGAGAGGCAAAGGCAAAGAGAAGAGAGCUGUCUCCACCUCUGCCAAACCUCCGCCAGCUGUGAAGAGGAAGAAGAGGAAGAUGGGAAUGUACAACCUGGUCCCCAAAAAGAAGACCAAGGCCCUUAAACAGCAGGAGAAGAAAGAGGAGCCAGGAGUCAGUGUGGAGAAGAGCCGAGCUGCAGCAGAUGAAAAAGCAGUGAUUCCACCAGAGGCUCUGAAGGUCGCAGAACAGACAGCUGUCAGAAAGGAAUCCCUGAAGGAAGCAGAAGCAGGAGAAGGCAGCCAUGUUGAAUACACAGAGCUGGCUUUGGACUGUCUUGACCUGAAGGCUCAGGAGGAGCUGCUCUCACCUCCCACCUCAGGUGUAGCAGUGGAUGCUGAUGUGACGGAAACACACCUGGCUGAGGAGUUACCUCUGUGCUGCUGUCGUAUGGAGACUCCUCACUGUGGAGGCAGCCUGUCCUCACUGGAGCAGACCUGCAUGGCCAUGGAAAGCACGGAUGGAACACCAAGUCCUUGCCAGAGACGAGUGAUGAAGCAGGAAAUGAUGCGACCCUCCAACGCGGUCCAGCUGCUGGUUCUGUGCGAGGACCACCGGGCCGGUAUGGUCAAACACCAGUGCUGCCCUGGCUGUGGACUCUUCUGCAGGGCGGGCACCUUCAUGGAGUGCAGGCCAUAUGGAAGCAUCUCCCACCGCUUUCACCGCAACUGUGCCUCCAUCUUGAAGGACUGCAGAUUUUGCCCUCACUGUGGAGAAGACGUCAGCGGAGCAAAGGAGGUCACGGUGCCGAAGGCCGAUCAGUCGCCCUCUGUACCCAGAUCUAACCCCAGGCUGUCACUUCCAGCUGUGCCCACGCUGGCCACCCUCCCCUCAGGACCAACCAGACCUGCUGUUCCACAGAUACUCAGAGCCAAGAAGACCAGCGAGCCUCAGAGGAACAGAGACGAGAGCCCGAGCAGGUUGAAAGGCGAGGCUGCAGAGAGACAACCUAAAGAGUCACUGGAGAGCAUCCUGAUGGCACUGGAUGAUGAGAACCUGAAACCAAAGAAAGUGAAAUACCCCACAAGGCAGCUGUACAUCUCUGCAAAGCAGGGAGAGCUCCAGAAGGUCAUUCAUCUCUUAGUUGAUGGGAAGGACCCCAACUUUUUGAUGGAGGGCCAAAGCAAACGCACCCCUCUCCAUGCCGCAGCUGCUGAAGGCCACCAUGAGAUCUGCCACAUGCUGGUCCAGGCUGGAGCCAACCUGGACAUGUUCGAUGAGGAGCAGAGAACACCACUGAUGGUGGCCUGUGAAAACAACCACCUGGACACAGUGAAGUACCUGCUUAGAGCUGGAGCAGCCAUCAGCCAAAAAGAUAUCAUGGGUUUCACCUGUCUGCAUCUGGCAACUAAACUGGGACAUUAUGACAUAGUCCAUCAUCUGGUGUCCAAGGCUUCCAAACACAUAAACUGUCAGGAUGACGGGGGAUGGACUCCCAUCACCUGGGCCAUCGAGUACAAGCACAAGGAGAUGGUCCGCCUGUUGUUGUCCAGAGGGGCCGAUGUUAACAUCAGAGACAAGGAGGAGAACGUCUGCCUGCACUGGGCGGCUCUGUCGGGCUGUGAUGACAUUGCCCAGGCUCUGCUGGAGGCUCAGUGUGACCUCAACGCCGUCAACGUUCACGGAGACUCGCCGCUCCACGUCGCUGCCAGAGAAAACUACCUGGAUUGUGUGACGUUGUUUCUGUCGUGUGGAGCUGAUGUCACUCAGAGGAAUAAGGAAGGACAGACAGCUCUGGACUGCUGCGCCUAUGGCUCCAACGUGUGGACGGCGCUCACCACCAACAAGAAACUCACUGAUGCCAGGAGAGGCAGGGACCGCUGUGGAGAGAGGAUGCUCAGCAGGGACAUCUCUCGGGGUUACGAGGCCAUUCCUAUCACCUGUGUUAACGGCGUGGACAGCGAGCCCUGCCCUCAAAACUUUAAAUACAUCCCAGACAACUGUGUCACCUCCCCACUGGACAUAGACAAGGACAUCACUCACUUACAGCACUGCAGCUGCACAGACGACUGCUCAUCCAGCACCUGCAUGUGUGGUCAGCUCAGUCUACGAUGUUGGUAUGACAGUGAUGGUCGACUGCCUCUGGACUUCUGUCAGCGGGAGCCCCCGGUGCUGUUUGAGUGUAACCACGCCUGCUCCUGCUGGAGGACUUGCAGGAACCGGGUGGUCCAGAAGGGACUGAGAGCUCGGCUGCAGCUCUUCAGGACACAGACGAUGGGCUGGGGAGUGAGGGCCAUGCAGGAUAUCCCUCAAGGAACAUUCAUCUGCGAGUAUGUGGGGGAGAUCAUCACUGACGCAGAGGCUGACAAAAGGGAGAACGACUCCUUCCUCUUCACCCUCGACAAUAAGGUGAAGGAAGUACACUGUAUUGAUGCAAGACUUUUCGGGAACAUCGGCCGCUUCAUCAACCACCUGUGUGAGCCCAACUUGCUGGCUGUGAGGGUGUUCACCAUGCACCAGGACCUACGCUUCCCCAGGAUAGCCUUCUUCUCCAGUCGGUCCAUCAAAGCUGGAGACCACAUAGGGUUUGACUACGGUGAUCACUACUGGAGGGUAAAGAGCAAGUACUUCAGCUGCCAGUGUGGUUCCGUCAAGUGCCGCCACUCAGCCUCUUGCAGAGAGAAGGUCCCUGAUGAUGACCCCUGAUCUCUGUGUGUUUCUGUCUCCUCUCUAAUGUCAGAAACUGUCUCCUCAACCAGACACCACAUUUUCAUCAGGUGAACACCAGCAGGAUUUUACGGUUUUCGUUUGAAUUCCCAGUUUUAAAGCAGCAAAUGAAAGAUGAAUACAGUUCAAAUGUGUCAUCCAAGAGCUCAGGAUGUGACUUAUUUAUACAUGAGGUCAAGUUUCUAUAUGAAGAAGAAGAAGAAAUACUGUAUGUGAGAGAGGGUCUUACUAGUUUUUAAAGAGCCAACAAUCAGGUUAAAAAAUCUUAACAUGAUUUUAACAUCCACAGACUCUUUUUAAUACUGCAAACUGUUGUAUCUGUGAGUUAAUGAACUAAUGUUUUUGGUAGUCUGAUCUCUUCUAUGAACUUUUUACGACACGUCUAAGUAGCAAUUAAACACAUUUUUAAAGCA
Molecule: messenger RNA, 4557 nt
Organism: Seriola aureovittata
Lineage: Eukaryota; Metazoa; Chordata; Actinopteri; Carangiformes; Carangidae
Gene: ehmt1a
Product: euchromatic histone-lysine N-methyltransferase 1a
Exons: 23
Coding region: 872-4123 (1083 amino acids)
Cellular component (GO): nucleus
Molecular function (GO): zinc ion binding; protein-lysine N-methyltransferase activity; p53 binding
Source: RefSeq, a predicted model, not a curated record